Triticum aestivum (bread wheat) is the source of this 3423-nucleotide messenger RNA. Its product is annotated as disease resistance protein RGA5. Gene Ontology annotation, biological process: defense response to other organism. The transcript is spliced from 5 exons. Gene Ontology annotation, molecular function: ADP binding. The record is from RefSeq and is a predicted model, not a curated record. Bases 195 to 2990 code for a protein of 931 amino acids. NCBI's taxonomy places the organism in Eukaryota, Viridiplantae, Streptophyta, Magnoliopsida, Poales, Poaceae.
CUUCAACCACACCGCAUGCGGCAACCACUACGCACAGGCACAUGCUUGAGCAACGAACCAAGAGAGCCUGUGUUCCGAUAGAAAGCAAGAGAGCAAGAUUGAUUGACACCUUUGGAAGCACGUCCCUCCCGCAACGCUGUUGUCUUUACAGAUCCAUGCCCGGUGGCCAUCAACAAGAGAAGACUGAGUGAGCCAUGGAUCUGGCCAUGGGGGCCAUGGGCUCCCUCCUCCCCAAGCUGCUCGAGGUCAUCAAGGACGAGUACAACCUACAGAAGGAAGUUAAGCAAAAGGUCGAGUCCUUCUCCACUGAGCUGGAAGCUAUGCAAGCUGCCCUUGGCAAGGUGGCAGAGGUGCCGCGGGAUCAACUCGAAGACGAGACCAAAGUUUGGGCUGACGAAGUUAGGGAGCUGUCUUACGAAAUGGAGGAUGUCAUCGACUCUUUCCUGGUGCGUGUUGUGGGCUGCGACCCCAACCCUAAUGAUGAGCAGAACAGGCUCGAGAAGCUCUGGGUCAGCUUCAAGAAGCUGUUUAAAAGGGGCAAGGCAAAACAUCGGAUUUCCACAGAUAUUGAAGAGAUUGACAAGCAGUUGCAAAAAGUCGCCAUCCGACACGAAAGGUAUAAAACUCCUAAUCUACCUGCAGCCACAAGGGCCACCCUUGAUCCUUUCUUGGAGGUUCUCUAUGGAGAUAAGAAGAAUAUCAUCGGCCUAGAGGAAGCAAGGAACGAUAUUAUCAAGAAGAUCACUGAGGGUGACUGUAAGCAACUCAAGACACUCUCUAUUGUUGGAUUUGGAGGAUUGGGCAAGACUACGCUUGCCAAAGAAGUAUAUGAUGCCCUUGCAACAAAAUUUGGACACAAAGCUUUUGUGUCUGUGUCUCGGAAUCCCGACAUGAGGAAAGUAUUAAGCGAUCUUCUCUUUAAACUUGACAAGAAAAUACAUGCUAGUCAUAAUGCAGAAAAUUUGGCAGUAGAGAAGCUCAUCAUCCUAAUUAAAGAAUUUCUUAGCAACAAAAGGUACUUUAUAAUUCUCGAUGAUUUAUGGGAUAAAAAAGCAUGGAAAGAAAUCAGUUAUGCACUUAUGGACGAUGAGUGUGGAAGUAUAAUAAUCACUACAACCCGCCAUGUUGAGAUCUCUAAGGAAUGUUGCUCUUCUAAAGAUGGUAUGAUUCAUAAGAUGAAAUCUCUCUCUGAUGAUGACUCACAAAAACUUUUCUAUGGAAGAAUAUUUCUAAGUGAGGUGUGUCCUUCUCGGUUUGAGAAAGUAUCCAAAGAGAUCUUGAAGAAAUGUGCAGGGGUACCAUUAGCCAUCAUUAGUCUGGCUAGUUAUUUGGCUAACAAUCAGAACAGAGACCAAAUUGAUCAAUGGGAAGCUUUGCUCACUUCUAUUGGCCGUGGACUUAAAAAUGGUGAUGAUCAUGUGGACGAGAUGAAGAGGAUAUUGUUAUUGAGCUAUUAUGAUCUCCCUUCCUAUUUGAAAACAUGCUUUUUAUAUCUAAGUAUCUUUCCCGAAGAUCAUCAAAUUAGCAGAGACCGGUUGAUAAGGAGAUGGAUUUGUGAAGGUUUUAUCCAAGUAAAAGGUCAAACCAGCCCACUUGCAGAAAAUCAACCUAGUCUCCUUGAGCUUGGAGAUGCCUACUUCAACGAGUUAGUAAACAGGAACAUGAUCAUGCCGAUAAACAUACAUGGUGGUAGGGUUGAAGCUUGUUGUGUACAUGAUAUAAUGCUGGAUCUUAUAUGUGAAUUGUCAAGCGAAGAAAACUUUGUUACUGUAUUGGACUUCAUCAAGGGAGACACACCUUCGGAAAAGAAGUUCCGCAGGUUGUCCCUCCAAAAGGGCAUGACAGAUCCCACCACUACUCGGAUGGCUACCACAAGCAUGUCACAAGUGAGGUCUUUUACCACUUUUAGUCCCUCUGUCAGUAAGAUUCCAUCUCUUUCUAGAUUUCAAGUUUUGCGUGUAUUGGAUCUGGAAGGUUGUGAUCUUCAAAAAAUCCCUGGCAUUGACCUUAGUCAUGUUGAGAAGUUGUUACAUCUGAGAUAUCUGGGGUUAAGGGGCACAAAGGUUGGCAAGCUCCCUAUGGAAAUAGGAAAGCUACGGUUUUUGCAGACACUAGACUUGCAAUUGACCAAUUCAAAACAAUUGCCGUCCAGUGUUGUUCAGCUGAGGCAUUUGAUGUGCCUAAUCCUUGAUUUUGAUAUGCCACUACCAAAAGGGUUCAGCAACAUGACAUGCCUUGAACAGCUGAUGGGGCACAAUAUGGGCUUUGUUUCUGAAGAAACUGCAAAAGAGCUGGGCCAUCUGAGCAGGUUAAGAGAGCUCGCCUUUAGAUUUGAUUCAGAUAUUGGCGAGGGAGUUGAUGAAGCUAGUAAAGCUCUGAUUGGAUCCCUAGCCAAGCUAUACAAACUCGAGAGCCUGGAGAUCUCCUCUCCUAAGUAUUGGUUUGACAAUGUCCUUAUGGAUUGGGUGCCGUCACAAAACCUACAAAGGCUUAGAUUGUACGGAAAAUUCAGGAGGUUGCCUACAUGGAUUUGUUCUUCGUCUCUACCUCUACUCUCCUACCUUGAUCUAACUGCCAUAGAAGUGCGAUCCAGAGAUAUCCAGAUCCUUGGGAUGCUGCCGGCUCUCCGUUAUGUCUCCCUUGACACACGCAGUACCAAAGUAGUGGUGCAGAAGCUAGUGGUUAGCGCCGGUGCCUUCCUACAGGCGAGGGUAUGCCUUUUCCAAGGAAUUAUACUAGUGAACCCUACGUUCCAGCACGGAGCUAUGCCAAUGGUUCAACGCCUCCGCUUCGGUCUCCGAGUGAAUGACAUCAUCAGUCCCGACUUCAAUUUGAGCACACGGAACCUUCCUUCGCUACAGCAACUCAGAAUUGACCUUCUCGAUUAUGAAAUCAAACCUGAGGAUUAUUCUCAAGCCAUGGACGCGCUGAGGCGUGUGGCAGAAGGCCAUCCUAAGAAUCCCACCCUUCGUGCUGAUAAAUUCAUUUGAUGAUGGAGAGGCCGAGUCAAGUCAAGCCGAGCGAUGAACAAAAUCAUGUGUCCUCAAGGAGGUGAUUUCCUCGGCGGCAUCGACUCUGUCAUGCAAAUCUCCAUCUUCCUAGCCCCAGUUACAUGCUUUCGAUCUUCCCCAUCUUAAAUUCAUGUACCCUCUGUAUCAUCGAGAUGAACUUAAUUCUGUGUGCUUUUGACUGUACUGUUUAUUUGAUGAACCAACUUGUUUGCUCAGUCUGUAAUAAGGCUAGUUUGGUGGCACGCCAGGUUUUUUGUCCCUUAGGUUAUGUUACCAGCGAAUGUAACUAGAGGGUUUUCCUGGUGUGCGUUGAACUCAGCUAACCUAUUUCCAGUUCUAUUGUUGUGUGGAAUACUGUCUACAUUCUUGUAAGAUAAAAUUUGGUGAUAUUCUAUUCUGUUCUUGCUUUCCA